This is a messenger RNA of Cotesia glomerata, 2300 nucleotides long. Its product is annotated as free fatty acid receptor 4-like. Gene Ontology annotation, cellular component: plasma membrane. Gene Ontology annotation, molecular function: G protein-coupled receptor activity. Bases 819 to 2174 code for a protein of 451 amino acids. The record is from RefSeq and is a predicted model, not a curated record. The transcript is spliced from 7 exons. Lineage: Eukaryota; Metazoa; Arthropoda; Insecta; Hymenoptera; Braconidae. Gene Ontology annotation, biological process: G protein-coupled receptor signaling pathway.
CCCGGGUUAUUGAAACUGAUCUAGGAUCAAAAGUAACUUACUUUCUUCCCACGGUCGGUAGCGUAUCCAGAAUAUUUUCAACUCUUUACAUGGAUUAUGAUGACUUUCUUAUAGCCUGGAGUUGUGAUGACUAUGGAAAUUAUCACAUUGAAAAAUCCUGGGUGUUUUCAAGAGAACCAGCACAGCCUCAUAACAUUGAAAAGGUGAAAUGCGAUGUAUUUGCUAAAUUCAAUCUUACUAAACCGAAGAUGAUUAGAAGCAAAUUUGCAAACUGUGAUUCAAUCUUCUGUUCUUAUGAUUUUUCCUAAAUUUACUUUAUUCAUAAUAUUUAAUGUAUGUAAUUUUUCAAUAAUAAAAUACUGGACUAUUUGUGUAUUCAUUAUGUUUCAAUUUUUUUAAACCUUCAAUCCUAUUCAUUUUUCUGUAAGCACGAUGAAAAUAUUUCUACUGGCAACAACUAGCAAGGGGUGUUGAACAACAAGUGAAUAUCUUUUUAUCGUCCUGGUCUCUAGAAGUCAAGGGUAAAAGCUUCGACGUCCCAUGACAUUUUCUCAAAUGUGAUCCAUAAACUAUUGCUUAAAAAAGUCCCUGGAGCUUAAGCUAAAAUAAGAAUAAGUUUAAGAAGUUAAAUUAAGGACGUAAAAACUUACGGCUAUUUUAUUGUUCAUUUCAAUUAUAUAUUUUACUGCUAAAUAAAGGAAGAACUUAAACCGGCUAAAAAUGGUCCAUCAAGCUGUUAGUUAUCUGACAGUUAAAGUAAUUUAACACCCGAGGAGUCUUUAAAAAAUACAAGAAGAGCAUUUAUUUCAGUAGAAAAGAUGGACAAUGAUGUAAACUCUUCUUAUUUAUUCGGAGUUGAUGAAACAUGGGGAGAAAGAGAGUUUUUCACGUAUUACAGCGAAUUUAGCGAUCGAAAAGGAGCGAGUGCUGUUGAGGUAAUCAUACUGGCGAUAACAUUUGUCGUAGCAGUGGUAGCAAAUUUUGGGAUAGCGGCAUGUGUGUUAUUGUACAAGGAAAUGCGUACACCGACAAACCUCUGUCUGGUUAAUUUGGCUGCAGCUGAUUUACUGUUUGCAUUAGGAGUACCAGCCGUCGCUUACACACGUCUCACACAAUCUUGGCUUCUUGGUGAUACCGUUUGUCGUCUACUCCCUUAUUCACAAUUCGUAUGUGGGUUCGUGUUAUUGUGGACAUUGACACUGAUAUCGAUGGACCGGCACAGAUGUUUAGCAGUAGUGCCUUACAGAAGUGCUUUGACAACAGGCCGAGUACUGGCAGCGAGUUUUAUGACAUGGUUUAUUGGUUCAUUGAUAUUUUUACCAGUUGUAUUCUGGUUUCAACAAAAGGUGAUAAAGGAGUUCACUAUUUGCACGCUAAUAUUCCCAACAAAUGAAAUUGUAAACGUAUCACUUUGCUUUACCAUUCCGAUAAUAAUAAUUGCGUGUUUAUUACCGAUGUGCUUACUGGUUUACCAUUACCAAAGAAUAUUUCAAAAGAUUAUUGACACAAGGAGUAGGUGGGCCGUUUCAUGUGUCACUCAGGGUCAAGAUCCAAUGAGACGUGACUCAGAGCUGUCAAUAGUCGGAACGUUGGUUCCUUGGGCAGGAAGAAAAUCAUCAGCGGCCUCGGUAUCAAGCCGACAAGGCCGCGCCGGGAGUUUAUCUCAGCACGAAGAAAUACGACUGCACAAACAUUUAAGAGUAGUGCGAAUUCUCCUGGUUAACGUGUUUGCCAUAUUAAUAAUGUGGUUGCCAAUAACACUAAUAAUGCUGUUAUUAUAUUUGGACAGUCGUCGACCACCAAGUGAUACCACCGAUUACUUUCUCCGGUCGCGUCAUUUUAUCUGGGCACUAAUAAUAGCCCAGUUAAACACCGUAAUAAAUCCACUAUUAUACGGAGUAUUGUCCGAGAACUUUCGAGCGUGCUUCGCUAAAAUGUGUCGGCGUAAUAAUGGAACAGGAAGUGAACGACCGAGUGCCGGUGGUAUUGUAGUACCAGGUGGCAAUAGUUCCUGUGCUAACAAUUUUAAUUCACGUAAAAAUUCUAAAUCCCUUGAAAUAAUUCAAAACCGUUUGCGUACGCGCAGUAAUAACAGUUUUAAGAAUAUUAAAGUACAAUCGAAGAAAAGUUCCAGUAGUAUUGGAAGUAUUAUUGAAGCUACGGAGAAAAUUUAAUAUUUUUUUUUUAUGUAAGUAGUAGAAGCAUGCAAGACUUAAGGACUAACACUGUAUUUUUCUUUCUUUCGGACGGAAAAUAAAAUUUAGAGUCAAGUGUGCGCACUUAUACAGAAAAAAAGGUUC